CCUCAGAGCCUCAACUGCGUCUGUUUUACAAUCCGCCAACGAACACCCCGUUCCAGAGCAUCUUACAAAACGCAUCCAUCCCAUCAAAUCCCAAGACAUCCUCGGGCACAAUAUCCCAUCACAAUCAUGUCCACCGACGAUGGAGCCAUCAAUGAGUUCACAUCACAACCCGUCUUCUGGGUACUGGGACUUUUGACCGUCGUUUCCUGUAUCGUCACAAUCAUCAAGGCACCUAACCAGGUACCGGAAUCUUACGAUGCUAGGCGGCCGCACUGGACGAGAUGGCUCACACCUUACAUCACCUCACGACCACGGCAGCUACUCUUCGCGUUACCCUAUCUUGCUGCCUUUUCGACGCAGGUCUUGAUGUUACGCUGGGUUGGGAUGACGGGGGCGAGAUGGAUUCAGGCCAUGUUUGACUCCUGGCCGGCUCAGGGUGGCUGGGCGAUGCAGAGUCAUUAUUAUGUUGUGUCGAUCCUGGUCUUGAUUCUCUUGGUACUUGGAUCUGUUCUUGUUGGGGCGUUCAUGGCUGUCUGCCAGUUCCAAUCUAUCCUGGAGUUGAUGUAUUUCAACCUUGAUGCCGGGAGAGGAGAGAAGCGAGAGGGGAGAUGAAGGGUUUAUCAUUCAUGUUCAUCCUCACGUCCCUGGUAAAUGCCCAAGGUUCGUGGGGUACACUAUCUUGAAACCAAAGUUUUCCAAGUGCACUGGAGAGCGUUCGUUGCCAGAGAAGUGGCGAGCGGCGUAGGUUGUUGAGUGCCUUGUUGAGCUUGAGGAUAGCUCUGAAUCGAACGGCAAGCGCUAUAACUAAAUAAUCUAUCUCUU
Molecule: messenger RNA, 822 nt
Organism: Chaetomium fimeti
Lineage: Eukaryota; Fungi; Ascomycota; Sordariomycetes; Sordariales; Chaetomiaceae
Exons: 1
Coding region: 127-612 (161 amino acids)
Source: RefSeq, a predicted model, not a curated record